CUCUUUAGAAUCUAACACCCAUUUUUUGUGGUAAAAACCUCAGGGCUUAUCACCAGUUUGUUGUAUGAUAUACUGGUCAGUUACUGAUUCUGACAGCAACAAUUAUUCUUCUCACUGACAUUGAUACCAGAAGUUAACUCUUCUUUUUAACGAACUCCUUUUGCAAAAUUAGAGGAGAAAGCGUGUCCUGUUAUUAUUAUGUUCACACAUCUCCACAGAAGAUCCAGCAGCCGGAGACUCUUCUUCAUCACAUCUCCUUCUUCCCUGGUCUCCCUUCAGGCAACUGAAAUAUGGAAGACAUAGACUCAUUUUUAUUCAAAUUUAAAGGAUAUUAUUUUCUCCGCCCAGGACUUGAUAUAGGCUUUCUAGAAACAUUAAAUGAUUUUGAAAUCAGAGAAGAUGAUGUCUUCAUAGUCACAUACCCCAAAUCUGGAACCAUCUGGUUUCAGCAGAUAUUGAACUUGAUUUAUUUUGAUGAACAUCGAAAAAGCACUGAGGAUCUGGAGACGAUUUUGCGAGUUCCCUAUUUUGAGUACCCCAAUCAAAACACGGAUUUUGUUAAAAGACCAUCUCCUCGUCUCUUCACUACCCACCUCCCAUACUAUUUGGUUCCAAGUGGCCUGAAGAACAAAAAAGCCAAAAUUAUUUAUGUAUACAGAAACCCUAAGGACGUUAUGUGCUCAUAUUUUCACUUUUCAAAGAAGAUGCCAUUACCUGCUGCAACUACCAUUGAGGAAUUCGUGAAACUAUUUCUAGAAGGAAAAGUGCUGGGAAGCCUUUGGUUUGACCACAUCAAAGGUUGGUAUGAGCACAAAAGCCUCUUCAACAUCGAGUUUAUGAUGUAUGAGGAGUUGAAAAAGGAUCUCAGAGGUUCUAUAUUAAAAAUCUGCAAAUUUCUGGGGAAGGAAUUAAGUGAUGAGGACAUGGAUACUGUGGUGAGCCAGGCCAUGUUUGAGAACAUGAAGUUAGACCCACGGGCAAAUUAUGACAAUAUACUAAAGGACCAAUUUGGGAUACAAGAAAAAGGUCAUUUCCUUCGCAAAGGUACCAUUGGAGACUGGAAAAAUUACAUGACUGUUGAGCAGAAUGAAAGGUUUGACAAGAUUUUCCAAAAGAAUAUGAAAGAUUUUCCCUUGAAGUUCAUCUGGGAUAUGAAUGAGGAAUAGAAUUCUAGGUGAUGCACAACUAUUUUCAGAAAUCACCUUCAGAAGGAAACAUAUUGAAUUUUACAUUUUCAUCUUUGACUGUCAUGGGCUUAUUACUGAAAACUCUCAAUGAUUAAUAAAUAUUAAUAUGUUGUCUUUACAUCAUUUGCCAUCUGUGGCCUGUUUUCCAUUUGCUGAAUUCCUCAGUUUGUGAUCAGGAGAGGAUUCCUCUCUUUGUUUUGGUGUAUAAUUAUGGAGUUGAUUUUAUUCUACAUUCAGCAAUUCCAAAGCUCUUGAGCAACAAAGGAGGUCUUAAUGUAUGAUUGAUUUGAAAUCAUAAAAUAGAAGCCUUGUCACUUAUAAAAAAACUGUUUAUGGUUUUUCUUCAUAUUUUAGAAUUUAAUUUUUAGGUGAUCAGAUGAGUCAACAUUUCAUUUUAUGGUUUCUAUGUUUUGUUUCUAACAGAGUGUUCCUGUCACAAGUAUUUUCAUGUAUUCAUAAAUCCUAUUUUUAUUUAAUCUGAACAUUUAUCUUGUGUUGUAAGACACAAAUCAUUUAAUGAAUAGCCAUCAUUUUCCUACUGAUUAAAAUAGACAUUAUCUUGUUCUAAAGAAUUUUCUGCCCAUGAGUUGAUUUACAUAAAAUGAGGUAUUUUCUGUUGAUAUACUUUUCUUUUUCAUAACCAUGCCAUAAUUUCUAACAUAAACUGUCAUGAUGAGUUUUGUUAGAAUUUUGUUAAGU
Panthera uncia (snow leopard) is the source of this 1886-nucleotide messenger RNA. RefSeq names its product amine sulfotransferase-like. Gene Ontology annotation, biological process: sulfation. Gene Ontology annotation, cellular component: cytoplasm. The record is from RefSeq and is a predicted model, not a curated record. The coding region runs from base 291 to 1166 and encodes 291 amino acids. Gene Ontology annotation, molecular function: sulfotransferase activity. Lineage: Eukaryota; Metazoa; Chordata; Mammalia; Carnivora; Felidae. The transcript is spliced from 9 exons.